AUGGAGGCGGAGACGGAUGUGGUCCCGUCGGUCGAGACGACUAUUGCUAAUAAUGAAGAUGCUGCACACCCCAAGCCGGCUCUUACGCCGCCCACGAGCGAGGACAUGGAUAAGAGGGAAAGGCUGUCGUCGGAGCUCUCUGAGCUGGAGAGCGACGAUGAUGACGAAGAAAUCGAACCCGAUCACUAUUUUGAAGGAGGGAAAGUACCUGUAUUCAAGCCAACAAUGGACCAAUUUCGUAGUUUCAAGAAAUUUGUCGACAAGAUUGACAAGUAUGGUAUGAAGUCGGGAAUAGUCAAGAUUAUUCCCCCCAAGGAAUGGCGCGACGCCCUCCCCGACCUCAGCGAAGCAGUUAAGACGAUCAAAGUCAAGAAUCCCAUCACCCAGGAGUUCGCCGGGCAGCAUGGCAUAUAUACUCAAGCGAAUAUCGAGAAGCAGCGAUCAUACAACCUGCCUGAGUGGAAAUCGUUGACUCUUGAGUCGCAUCACCAGCCUCCAGCGAAGCGGGGGGAGCGACGGAGGGCUGCCGUCGAAGCUCCAGAACGAACGCGUUCUACCCGCGUCCAAGCAUCCACACAGCCUGUGAACACAGACAGGACACCUACACCAAGGCGCGGACCGGGUCGGCCCCGAAGGCGCCCGCUCAAGAAGGAGACUAAAGAUGAUGACAAGGCUGACGAGGAACCCGUUGACGUACCGCCCACACCCACGUCGCCCGGAAGAGAAGAGGAGAAGAAAACAUUAACGAGAAAAAUAAAGAAAGAAGAGCAAGACACUGCUGCACCAGCCAAGCCACGAGGUCGUCAACCUAGGUCAACUGCGUCUCGUAGGGUGAACAACAGGACUGAAACCACAAAUUGGGUGGAUGAAGAAGCUUUUAAGGACUUCAAUUAUCACCUCGAGAAUGUCGAAGAAUACACUGUUGAGAGGUGCAAGGAACUCGAGGAGAAUUAUUGGAGAACCAUCAACUAUGGGCAGCCGAUGUAUGGAGCCGAUAUGCCUGGUUCCCUUUUUGAUGACCGGACAACCAGUUGGAACGUCGCAAAGCUGGAAAACCUUCUUGAUGUGCUCGGCACUAAGGUCCCAGGCGUCAACACCGCAUAUCUCUAUCUAGGCAUGUGGAAAGCUACCUUCGCUUGGCAUCUCGAAGACGUCGAUCUCUAUAGUAUCAACUAUAUUCAUUUCGGCGCCCCGAAGCAAUGGUACAGUAUCUCACAAGAGGAUGCGAGACGCUUUGAAGCGGCUAUGAAGAGCAUCUGGCCACGCGAAGCAAAGAACUGCUCCCAGUUCCUCCGACACAAGACGUUUCUUAUCUCGCCUAGCCAGCUCGAGAAGCAGUUCAACAUUAAGGUCAACCGUUUAGUUCACUACGAAGGCGAAUUUGUUAUCACCUACCCCUACGGCUACCAUUCCGGUUACAACAUUGGUUACAACUGUGCUGAGUCCGUCAACUUCGCAAAUGACGCUUGGUUGAACUAUGGGCGCAUUGCUAAAAAAUGCGAAUGCGAAUCCGACAGCGUCUGGGUAGAUGUGAACGAAAUUGAACGCAAACUGCGAGGUGAACCGACUCCGGAGUACUACGAGGAGACAGAUUCGGAAGGAGAAGACGAUGGUGCGGAUCAUCUGCCAAGUCCUCCCCCAAGUGUUAAAGGGAAGGCAAGAGGAAAGGGUCGCAAGCCCGCGAACAACAAACGGAAGAGGGGAGAAGAAGAGCUAGCCAAACCAAAGAAGCGCAUCCGAAUCCGCCUCAAGGUGCCAGGCAAGGAAAUGCCUUGUAUCCUAUGCCCCAACGAUGUCGAGUUUGACGACCUCCUCCCAACCGAUAAUGGCCUUAAAGCACAUCGUCUAUGUGGCGAUUACACACCGGAAACCUAUGUGUCAUCUUCGCCCUCAGAGAGGGUGUGUAAUGUUGGUGGUAUUGGUAGAGAUCGCCUUGAGCUCAAAUGCAAUUACUGUCGCUCGAAACGUGGAGCUGUCUUCCAGUGCUCUUCUAAGAAGUGUACGAGGGCGUUCCACGCCACUUGCGCUUUCGCCGCUGGUGUCCAAGUCGACUACGGUCCGAUGCAGACCUUUGGCGACGAGGGAGUGGAAUAUGUCUACGACGGAUACGACUUCCGCUGCCGAUGGCAUCGACCCAAGAAGAGGCAUGCUAAAACUGUAGAUGGUGAGACUCUAGAGAAGGACAAGUUCAUCUUCAGAUAUGCGAAGAGUCUUCAGCCAAAGGAUGUCGUGCAAUUUCAGUACCUUGGGACAGAUCAAGUUUAUGGAGGCGUGGUUGUCGAAAACAGGCCUGGUGAAUGGACAGUCCUUGUUGAUGUACUUCCUGAUGGCGACCGUGUGGAGCUUGAGUGGAAAUAUCUCCUUGCUCUGGAUCCGACUGAAUCACAACGGCCGAAGCCAUCUGCAAAUGCACAACCUCUUCCAGAACAUAUCAAAGACAAUGAUUCGUCACUGAGCAUUACUAACCGCACUGAUGGUGUUCCAGCAAUGGGCGAUUCAUUCCUCGACCCCAACUCGACGUUGAAGUGGGCCGAGUUCAACACUGCUCCGGAAGUUGCUCGGCAACUCACCAGGGUCGACUUCAGCAAGGAGAACCAGCUCUGGUAUUAUCUCGGAAAGACUUCGACCGAAGCAAGGCCACAGUAUACCGACGAUCCUACAAACCCGAAACACAAUCUCAAGGCCAAUUUCCUAGAUACCGUCAAGCCUGCAUCGAUGCCAAUGGGUCCAAUCGAGCGCCGCUCAUAUCCAGCGUCGUUUCCUAUCAAACCAUCUCCAGCCCCCACUCCCCGAACGCCUGUGCAGCCGUAUAUUCGACCCGCUGAAAAGCCCUACCAGUACAAACCAAGGGUUGAGACGGCGACUUAUAAGUCACCGGUGUACAACUACUCACCGGAUAGUCGGAAGAAUCCUAAUUCACCCGUGGCACAUCAGCCAAAUGUGGUAUACGAUCACCGGGCAACGGCCCCUCAAUAUGGAUAUCCGUCGUCUACUAACGGCUGCCAUCGUCCGUCGCAAAGCUACAACAACCAUUAUGCGCAGGCGCCGUCAAGUUCCUCCAGCUGGGAACAACCUUCAACGGCAGGACCCCUAUUGAAUGGAAUCGACCAGUACGUCCGGACAAGCCAGCCUUUACCACCAUAUCCAUACCACCAGACAGCUACUCCAAGUAGAUCCGCCCAAUUACCCUUGUUCCCGUAUAACCACCCUCCAAAUUUGCGUCCAGCAUAUAGCUCACCUGCACAGCACACGUCCGUGUCACAGUCACCAGCCUCACCACGCAGUGCCGCACCAAUUUCAGGAAUGCUGAGCAGCACAGCAGGAACUGCCAAAUCUCCAAUGUACGCGAAUGCACCCUCCUCCUCCUCUUCUUCUUCUUCAUCUUUUACUGCACAAUCUCCCCAGUCUCAAGCAGAUUACCUUGCCUACAUUACCAAAUAUCCUUACCUGAAGAACGCAUUUUUAAGGAGGGCAAAGACUUACGUUUCUCCUUACAGCCCCGAUGGCGGGUUCACGCCGGAAUGGACACCCAAACCUGUGAAUGGCAAUACGAAUACCGCGACUAGUGGACCACAGUCAUCCCAUAGACCCACCCAGGGCUUGAGGUUGAGCUUUAGUAGCGAAAUUCCAUCACUCCCAACGCCGAGGCCGAUGCCACAGUUCCAAACACCGGAUGCCUUCCAACGGGAUGUUGCCAGAGCACCGCCCCAAUCCAUAGGACUUACCAAGUGGGAGCAGAUGGUGAAGCAGUUGGCCUCGACAGGAUCACAGACUCCCAGCACUACUACAAUAUCCGCUAGUCCACUACUGCAAGCGCCACAGCUUCCUCGACCACCAAAUAUGCCUCAUGAGCUGUCUACGGGAAACACACCAAUGCCUAAACAAAGCUCACUUGCAGCUGCACCAACCAUUGAAUCGAAGUCAGCGCCUCCUAUGCCGAGCGAACCGCAAAGACCGAUCCCCAGUCCACUAAGUGAUGCGACAAAUAGCCCAAAGAGACCAGAGUAUAGCCCCAUUAGCGAUGAUGGGACAGGGCCGGUGCCUAGGCCGGCUUUGCCAUCUCUACCUCAGAUUCACUCUGCAGAAACAUGGAGGUACUCCUAA
Lindgomyces ingoldianus is the source of this 4104-nucleotide messenger RNA. RefSeq lists its product as uncharacterized. Lineage: Eukaryota; Fungi; Ascomycota; Dothideomycetes; Pleosporales; Lindgomycetaceae. Gene Ontology annotation, biological process: chromatin remodeling. The coding region runs from base 1 to 4104 and encodes 1367 amino acids. Gene Ontology annotation, molecular function: histone H3K9 demethylase activity; histone H3K36 demethylase activity. The transcript has 4 exons. The record is from RefSeq and is a predicted model, not a curated record. Gene Ontology annotation, cellular component: nucleus.